AUGGCUACUGAACCACUCAACCCUGUCCCUCCACCGCAAUGGGCCGUGGCCUUGAACUCCCCUGCACCGCAACCUUCAAAAGCAGCAUCCCGCAUUCCCGACCCUCCAGGUUUCUCUAGCAGCAAAGUAGGAGGAAAGAACCGCACGCAACAAUCCACAUCCACCGCCGCAUCCAAAUCCGAGGAUACUGAUACGCUGAAGCUGAAGAAAGCGUGGGAGCUUGCUAUGGCACCUUCGAAGCAGAUCCCCAUGAACGCGAUCAUGAUGUACAUGUCCGGAAACAGCCUCCAAAUCUUCAGUAUUAUGAUGGUCUUCAUGCUCUUCAAGGGACCCAUCCAGGACUUGAUCAAUACGAACACGGUCUUUGCUAAAUUCGACACGGAAUCCACACGGGGAAAGCUGCUUGGGGUGAAAGCUGUUUAUGUUUUGAUGCAAUUCGUGCUACUUGCAUUGGGGGUGUGGAAGGUUAAUGCGAUGGGUCUUCUACCGAAUGGCUAA
Molecule: messenger RNA, 498 nt
Organism: Aspergillus oryzae RIB40
Lineage: Eukaryota; Fungi; Ascomycota; Eurotiomycetes; Eurotiales; Aspergillaceae
Exons: 3
Coding region: 1-498 (165 amino acids)
Biological process (GO): protein folding in endoplasmic reticulum
Cellular component (GO): EMC complex
Source: RefSeq, a predicted model, not a curated record